Molecule: messenger RNA, 1094 nt
Organism: Daucus carota subsp. sativus
Lineage: Eukaryota; Viridiplantae; Streptophyta; Magnoliopsida; Apiales; Apiaceae
Product: stem-specific protein TSJT1
Exons: 5
Coding region: 103-813 (236 amino acids)
Source: RefSeq, a predicted model, not a curated record
CAUCACCUCCGUGACAACUCUCACAUGUUCCAUUCUCUCGCCCUGCAAAUUUACACACAGUGUCUGUGAGUGUGUGUUUUUUCUAGAGAAACAAUCACAACCAUGUUGGGUGUGUUUAGUAGCUCGAUACUGUCACCGCCGGACGAGCUGGUGGCGGCCGGAAGCCGUACACCGUCGCCGAAGACGACAUCUGCAGCUUUGAUGAAACGGUUCCUUGAGAGUAACGCAUCAGCUGUGUCUAUGCAGAUUGGAGAUGAUGCUCACUUGGCUUAUACUCACUCUAAGGAGUCUGCUGUAAACCCGAGAUCAUUCGCUGUCAAGGAUGAGAUAUUCUGCCUCUUUGAGGGUGCGCUUGACAAUUUGGGCAGCUUAAAGCAACAAUACGGGCUUGCUAAGUCCGCAAAUGAGGUGGUUUUGGUGAUUGAGGCUUACAAAGCUCUUCGUGAUCGAGCACCUUACCCUCCUAACCAUGUAGUUGGUCAUCUUGAUGGGAGUUUUGCCUUCAUUGUAUUUGACAAGUCCAACUCCACAUUGUUUGUGGCAGCUGAUCAAUCUGGUAAGGUUCCUCUGUAUUGGGGCAUAACUGCUGAUGGCCAUGUUGCAAUUGCUGAUGAUGCUGACUUGCUUAAAGGUUCUUGUGGCAAGUCACUUGCUUCUUUCCCUCAAGGGUGUUUCUUCUCGACAGAUGUAGGAGAGCUGAGGAGUUACGAAAAUCCUAAGAACAAGAUCACUGCUGUUCCAGCUACCGAGGAAGAAAUCUGGGGAGCUAAAUACAUGGUGGAAGGGCCAGCAUUUGUUGCAGCUACAGAGUAGAAGUUCCGAUUUCUUUCUGAAUAUCACAGACGCCAAAUCCGUUCCUGGAAAGAAAGAUGAGGGUGCGGGGUGGGGUGGGGGGUUGUAAAUAAAAAUGAAUAAGAUGUCGCAAGUUGUUAUCCUCUAGUACAAUCAUAGUAGUUUUGUGUAAAAGUUGCAGUAAGGUGUUAUGUUAUCUACUCUGUAGUCAAGUUCGUUUGUUAAAUUGCUUCCUUCUGAAGUUGCACUUAACUUUGUUCACCUCUUGAUCAUUAUGUAUGAUGUUUUUAACUUGCUAAGAA